Messenger RNA from Pipra filicauda (Wire-tailed manakin), 3011 nucleotides. RefSeq names its product SH3 binding domain protein 5 like (gene SH3BP5L). Lineage: Eukaryota; Metazoa; Chordata; Aves; Passeriformes; Pipridae. The transcript has 6 exons. Gene Ontology annotation, cellular component: cytoplasm. The coding region runs from base 235 to 1302 and encodes 355 amino acids. Gene Ontology annotation, biological process: intracellular signal transduction; negative regulation of protein tyrosine kinase activity. Gene Ontology annotation, molecular function: protein kinase inhibitor activity. The record is from RefSeq and is a predicted model, not a curated record.
GUUCUUUUCCAGCUCCCCCCUCCCAGUUGGACCCUCCCGGACCCCGACUUGAGACCCCCCUCGUGGGGGGGGGGGUUGGGGGGUCUCCAAACGCCCCCGAACCCCCCUGAGCCCCCCCAAAAAUGAACUAAAACUCUUUCCCCCCUGAAAAAAAAACCCAAGCCCUUGAAUGGCCCCCCCCUCCCCUCCCCCCCAGGGCAGAGACCACCCCAAAUCUGGGGGGGGGACCCCGAAAUGGGGGACUCGGAGCAGGGGCUGAUUUGGGGGGGCACCAACGGGGUGGGGGGGGGUCUUGGUGGGGGUGAAGACCCCGGGACCCCCCCAAAAGGGGCUUCAGAAGAGGAGGAGGAAGAAGAAGAGGAGCUGGACCCCCGGAUCCAGGAGGAGCUCGAGCACCUGAACGAGGCCAACGCUGACAUCAACCGGGGGGAGCUGGAGCUGGACGCCGCCCGCUCCGCCUACCGCCGGAUCCUGUCCGAGUCCGCCCGGAAGCUGAAUUCCCAAGGCUCCCAGCUCGGGAAUUGCAUCGAGAGGGCCCGGCCCUACUACGAGGCCCGCCGGAGAGCCAAGGAGGCGCAGCAGGAGACGCAGCGGGCGGCCCUGCGGUACGAGCGCGCGGUGGGGAUGCACAACGCGGCGCGGGAGAUGGUCUUCGUGGCAGAGCAGGGCGUGGCCGCCGGCAAGAACCGCCUGGACCCCACCUGGCAGGAGAUGCUCAACCACGCCACGCGCAAGGUGAACGAGGCGGAGGAGGAGCGGGUGCGGAGCGAGCGGGAGCACCAGCGGGUGACGCGGCUGUGCCAGGAGGCCGAGGCCGAGGUCCAGGCGCUCCAGAAGUCCCUGAAACGCGUCAUCCUGCGCAGCAAACCCUACUUCGAGCUCAAGGCCCAGUUCAACCAGAUCCUCGAGGAGCACAAGUCCAAGGUGACGGCCCUGGAGAGCCGCGUCUCCCAGGCCAAGACCCGCUACUCGGUGGCCCUGCGGAACCUGGAGCAGAUCAGCGAGCAGAUCCACGCCCGGCGGCUCCAGAGGCUCCUGCAGCGCCGGGAAUCCCCGGUGGGAGCCGAGAGCAGCCCCCGGCACUCCAGCCCGGAGUCGCGGGGGGCGGAUCUGGGGGCGGAGUGUCCGGCCGGAGACUCCCUGUCCGUGCUCAGCCUCCAGACCGUCGCCUCCGACCUGCAGAAGUUCGACUCCGUGGAACACUUGGUGGGGAUCUCGGACGCCGCCAGCCUGGGCAGCGACGAGCCGGGGGAGCGGGAGCGGCGCCGGAGCCUCCGGCACCACCGGAGCGUCAGCCUCUGACCCCGAAUUCCCGGGAAGCCCCCGCCCCGAACACGCUCGAAAGGCGCCGGGAAUUCCGCCGAGUUUCUCAGAGUCGUCCCAAAGCCCCCCCCGGAAAUUCCCCAAAUCCCACAGAAACCCUCCCCGAGUUCGCCCCGAAAUCCCGCAGAAUCCACCCCAAACCCCCCCGAAAUCCCCGCAAAUUCACCCAAAACUCGUCCAGAAUCCCACAAAAAAAUUCUCCCCGAAUUCACCCGAAAUCCCGCAAAAAUCCAGCCAAAGUUCCCCCCCCCAAAUCCACCUGAAAUCUCACCAAAAUCCUCCCCAAAUUCCACCAAAAUCCACCCAAAUCUACCCCGAAAUCUCCCCCAAAUUCUGCCACAAAAAUCCACCUAAAAUUCCCCCCGAAUCCACCUCGAGUUCACCCAAAAUUCCUCCCCAAUCCACCCAAAAUUCCCACAAAAUUCACCCCAAAUCCCACAAAAAUCCACAUAAAAUUCCCCCCAAAGCCACCCCAAAAUUCCCCAAAUCUGCACAGGAUCCAGCAAAAGUUCCCCAAAAUUCCCCCCAAAAUCCACCCAAAUUUUCCCCCAAACUCUGCCAAAAUUCCCCCAAAAUUCUCCAAACUUCCACAAAAAAAUUCCAGCAAAAUUUCCCCAAAAAUCCCACAAAAAUCCACCCAAAAUCUUCCAGAAUUCCCCCAAAUCCACACAAAAUGCACCAAAAAACCAGCAGCGAUCCCAGGGAAUCCCACCAAACCCUGGGAUUGUUGGGUGGUGCCGUCGUGUCCCGUGGAAUUCCUGGAUGAGGCUUGGAAGAGCCUCUUGGAUGGUGCCUGGAUUUGGGAUCUGGGGGGGGACCUUCUGGAAUUUGGGGGGUUUGGGGGAUAAAUUCCUGAAAUUUCGGGGCAUUUGGGGUUAAACUCUUGGAAUUUGGAGGAUUUUAGGGUUAAAUCCCGGGAAUUGGGGGGGGGGGGUUUAAAUCCCUGGAAUUUUGGGGGGGUUGGGGAUAAACCCUUGAAAUUUGGGUGCUUUUGGGAUUCACAUCCUGAAACUUUUGGGGAUUUGGGGGAUUUUCCCAAAAUUGGGGAGUUCUGGGGUCAUAUCCCUGGAAUUUGGGAAGUUUGGGGGCUUAAAGUCUUGGAAUUUGUGGGUGUUUGGGAUAAAUCCCUGAAAUUUGGGGGUUUAUCCCCAAAAUUUGGGAAGCUUUGGGGUUAAAAUCCUGGAAUUUGGGAGUUUUGGGGAAUUUGGAAUUUGAGGGGGGAAGGGGUGGAAUAAAUCUCUGGACUUUGAUGGAUUUUGGGAUUCACCCCAAAAAUUGGAUGGGUGAACUGGGGGAGGGGGGAGGCGGAUCCAAAUCCCACAGAAUUCCAUAUUCCCAUCACUGGGAUGAGCUGGGAACACCCUGAGUGGGGGGAGGGACCCUCCUUUAACCCCAUUCCUGUGGAAUUCCAGCUUUUCCGGGGAGAAAUCCCCCCUUUUCCCAGCAGAAGCUGCGUCAGGAGCCGAAUUGCACUAAAGGGGGGGUUGGGAAUUUUUGGGAUGCGGGGGGGGCUGUGAUGAGAAUUCCCGGGUUCGAGGCAGCCCCGGGGGUCCCUCCAGGGACUUGAUCCCAAAAAAAAAACCCCACCCACCCCCCUGGGAUGAGAUUCCGGCACCUGGGAACGAGGAGGGGCCGGAAAAACCGGCCCCGAAUAUUCUUAAUAUCAAUAAAAAUGGUUAUUGUUGUAA